CUGAACACCCGUGGACCUACUCGAUUGGACCGAGCCUCUAAUUUUAAAAGACACUGACACCGUUUCACUUCAGUUUAACAAACAUCAGGCAUUUCCCGCUGUUUUCAGUCGGAUCCGUUUGAUUUCCACAUCAUUUUUGGUCACUUUUUCUCUAUUCCGGUUGGAUUUACAAAGGGCGUGUUUGGGCGAGCUGUACCGGGAGUUUCAUCUCCUGUACUGGAGCGACUCUGAGGAAUGACAGCAACUGGAACCGGACUGCGAUCCGCCUGAACGGAGACGAUGGAUUAUCAGGAGCUGGGAAAUCAUCUGGAGGAAAAGCUAACACUUACAGACAAAUCUCUGCCCCUGCAGACAGAGUCUCAGUCCAUCCAGAACGGAGACAAGUCUUUGGGCAAAGACCUUCUGACCCCAGACGACUCGGCCGUCACAGAUCUCUCUCCUAAAACAGACUCCAGCCCCAAAACCGAGACCCCCACCAAAACAGAUGCCUCCUCCAAGACAGACGUCAGGCCCUCCACCCCAUGUGGCAGCAGCAGCCCUCAGCCCAAGAAAGAUUCAAUGAGCUCAGAGCAACGUCAGAAACUUGCCAAGGAGCGAAGGGAGGAGAGGGCCAGAUACAUCGAACAGCAAACUCAGCUGCAAGCGGCGAAGAAAGCCCAGUGGCUGGAGAAGGAGGAGAAGGCCCGACGUCUGAGGGAGAGUCAGCUUGAGGAGCGCAGGAGGAAGCUGGAGGAGCAGCGGCUGAAGGCGGAGAAACGCCGAGCUCUUCUGGAGGAGAAGCAAAGACAGAAACUAGAGAAGAACAAGGAGAGAUACGAGGCAGCUAUCAAGAGGUCCACAAAGAAGACAUGGGCCGAGAUCCGCCAGCAGAGGUGGUCCUGGGCCGGCGGACUCAACCAGACCUCCCGCAGAGAAAGCAGAUGCUCGGCCUCCACGGUCAACUUGCCGAGACAGGUGGACCCUGUCAUUAACAACAGGCUGUCCAAGUCCUCUGCCACGCUCUGGAACUCCCCCAACAGAACCCGCAGUCUGCGUCUAAGUCCGUGGGAGAGUCGGAUCGUGGAGAGGCUCAUGACGCCGACUCUGUCCUUCCUGGCCCGCAGUCGCAGCGCCGCCACUCUCCUCAACAACAGCGACUCUCACUCUCACCACUGCUCCCGUUCAGCCUCCGCCAGUCCGCUCAACGCCUGCUCCCAUCACCACCCGCACCAGAACGCCGCGGAGCGCUGGAGGGUUUCCUCAGCCAGCACGCCAGACAUCACCCAGCGCCAGCGCCGGCGAAACUCCACACCGGUGGAUAAAAAGAAGAAAGAGAAGAAAGACAAGGAGAGAGAGAAUGAAAAGGAGAAGAGCGCUCUGUCUAAAGAGAAGGUCCAGAAGAAGAGACAGACAACAACACCCGUCACUACGACCACGAGAUCCAGACCAGAGACUAGCACCCCGAAGCCCAGAAACAGACCUCCAUCACCGGCUGCCCCCAAAAGCCGGCCCCUGUCCCCCCUGGUGCCAGCAGCAGCCUCCAAGACCGCGAUAGGCAAGAGGACCCCUCCCCCUGGCACCAAGACGCGACCCAAACGGGCCCAGACGCCCGCCAGGGUCCAGCCGCAGACGGUCACUGCGGUCACCGUGGAAACAGGCCACGAACCCCAGCAGCCCGACACCCAAGAGGAGAAAAAGAACUCCAGUAACGUUCCCGCCAUCGUGGUUUCCUCUGCUCCGGUGACUCCUCCCUCCCUCAGCCUCGUAUCAGCUGUUUCUCCUGCUGUGACGAGCUCAGCUGUUGCUCCUGCAGCAGCCUCCUCCAGUAAUCCAGCUCCUGCUGCUACACCCGCUGCCUCCACCUCCACCACCGCCCCGGCUGCACUGCCCAGCAAACCGUCAGCAGGCACCAACGACCCGGAGGAGGCGGCUCGAGUCCUGGCAGAGAAACGUCGACAAGCCCGAGAGCAGCGGGAGAGAGAGGAGCAGGAGCGUCUGGAGCAGGAGCACAGGAACAGGCUCCUGCGGGAGGAGGCCAUGGCCCGGGAGGCUGAGGAGAGGAAGCACAGAGAGGAGGAGGCUCGGUUCAUGGCCGAGCAGCAGCGUCUGAGGGACGAAGCCCAGAGAGCUGAGGAGGAGAAGGAGGCGCAGGAGAGAGCAAAGGCCGAGCAGGAGGAGAACGAGCGGCUGCAGAGACAGAGGGAGGAAGCCGAGGCCAAAGCCCGAGAGGAGGUGGAGCGUCAGCGCAUCGAGAGGGAGAAACACUUCCAGAAAGAAGAGCAGGAGCGACUGGAGAGAAAGAGGCGCCUGGAGGAGAUCAUGAAGAGGACUCGAAGGAGUGACACAGGAGAAAAGAAGGAAGUCAAAGCCUCUCCACAGGUCAACGGCAAAGACACAGAGGUCAAUAAAGCGCCUGGAAACCUGCAGAGUCCGGGCGCAGCGGUCCUCAGCCCGUCACCAGGUCCUGAUCCUGUCGUGAAUGGAGUCCAGCCCGCCCCUCACCAGAACGGUGUCUCAGCCAACGGAGAAGCGGCAGAGUUCGAGGAGAUCAUCCAGCUGAACAAUGGCAGUAACCCCAGUCCGCAGCAGGGGGCGCUGGUGAGCGAACCCAUCCUGGCGUUCGAGGGGGGGGAGCCCUUCCUGAUGAAGACAGGCCCGAUGAAGCCUCAGCAUGUCGCAGAGGUCCUGUGAGUCCUCACAUCCAUGGAGCCUUAUGUCUCUGCUUCAGCCAUGAGAUUCAUGCCUCACCACAGCGGCUUAUGAAAAUAGUGUGCCAAACAAACAAUGAACUGCUCUGAAUUCACAUCCACAGUAUCUGAUCUGCCGCAGACGAGGAAGAAAAGGAAAAUACUCAUCUGACACACACACACAUAUAUAUAUAUAUAUAUAUAUACAGUAUAUAUAUAAGAAAUGCAACAACAAGUAUUCUCUGUCUUCACUGCGUGUCAUGGUGCAGCAUUUGUUUUAUUGAAACGUCACAUGCAGAUUUUAUGGUGCACCUUAAAGAUGACUGACUGUGUAACACAUUUUAGAAAAUACAGACCCUGCAAAUACAUAAUAUUUGACAAUGGCUGUUAUUAUUAUUAUUGUCGUUAUGAUAUUGUUAUUGUUAUCUUCAGUUGAACAAUGUGAGUGUGUGUGUGUGUGUGUGUGUGUGUGUUGUUUUCUUGUCUUGAAUUAAUGAGUUAUUUAACAUGGGGAGCAUUGACAGUGUAUGUAAAUGUAUAAUGAGCCUCCUGUUACAGGGGAUCUGUGAAAUAAAGCUUUAUG
Messenger RNA from Seriola dumerili (greater amberjack), 3249 nucleotides. RefSeq names its product MAP7 domain-containing protein 1-like. The transcript has 18 exons. The coding region runs from base 280 to 2670 and encodes 796 amino acids. Gene Ontology annotation, cellular component: microtubule cytoskeleton. Gene Ontology annotation, biological process: microtubule cytoskeleton organization. NCBI's taxonomy places the organism in Eukaryota, Metazoa, Chordata, Actinopteri, Carangiformes, Carangidae. The record is from RefSeq and is a predicted model, not a curated record.